This is a messenger RNA of Seminavis robusta, 474 nucleotides long. NCBI's taxonomy places the organism in Eukaryota, Bacillariophyta, Bacillariophyceae, Naviculales, Naviculaceae. The record is from the annotation of a GenBank genome assembly.
AUGACAGGCACAGCAAAUGAAAGAGUAGUUCAGACAGAAAGCGCUUUAGAUCUUGAGUCACGUGGAGGCGAAAAAGGAAGCAACCUGACCCCACCUGGAGUUGGAGAAGCUUUGGCUCGAUCUGAAGAGACGGGGGUGGAGGUGGGCCCUGAAAACGAAUCUUUGUUGAACGAGGACGGAAUUCUGCCUGUGCAGCCCGAAGGGACAGACUUGAAGGUAGAGGUGGCUGAAGAGGGAAAGGAAUCUUUGUUGGAAGAGGAAGCGGACGGGGAAGAAAACGGAUGCCAACACGACGACGACUACGAAAUUCCGCUGCCAUUGCGAGGCCGUCAGUUUGCCAACAUUGACACCCUUCAUGACGCGCUUGAAACUCUGGGGCUUACUGACUACAAAUUCCAGUUAGACAGUGAAGGCUAUGUCACCAUUCCAGAUACCAAGCACAACGAGGCCUCUGACUUAUUCGAGACGAACUAA